CCUGGCUCUUCCCGCUAGUGAAAGUAGGAGGAGCAGCAGCAUUAGCCAUGGAGAAGAUUUCAGUGUCCACAUUUCUGCUCCUGGUAGCAAUUUCUCACUCAAUGGCCAAAGAUAUCACACCCAAACCUGGGACAAAGAAGGAGGAAACUCAUCCCAAGCUGCCCCAGACCUUGUCGAGAGGCUGGGGUGAUAAACUUUUUUGGACACAGACAUACGAAGAAGCCUUAUACAAAACAAAGACCAGCAACAAGCCCUUGAUGAUUAUUCACCACUUGGAAGAGUGCCCACACAGUCAAGCUUUGAAGAAAGUAUUUGCAGAAAGUAAUGAGAUCCAGAAACUGGCUGAUAAAUUUAUUCUCCUCAAUCUAAUUUAUGAAACCACUGACAAGCACCUGUCCCCUGAUGGCCAGUAUGUGCCCCGGAUCAUGUUUGUGGACCCAUCCUUGACAGUUAGAGCAGAUAUUACCGGCAGAUACUCCAACCGACUCUACGCUUAUGAACCUGCUGAUAUCCCACUAUUGCUUGACAACAUGAAGAAAGCCCUGAAGUUGCUAAAGACGGAAUUGUAAAGACGAGAGCUGCACCUUUGUUCUCUCUCUGUUCAGCCUCGAAUGUUGGAGUAUUGAAGAGAUCAGGAAGAUUCUUGUUGAGAAACACAGAAACGCUGGUCUAUGUACAGAAUUAGGAUUAUGGCUUAAUGUUGCUACGGUAAUUUUGUGCUUCAUGUUAAAUGUAUUCGUUGAAAAACAGAAAGACAGAGCAUUCCAAAGCAGUAAGCCAUGAUUAUUUUUUUA
Molecule: messenger RNA, 794 nt
Organism: Dromiciops gliroides (monito del monte)
Lineage: Eukaryota; Metazoa; Chordata; Mammalia; Microbiotheria; Microbiotheriidae
Gene: AGR2
Product: anterior gradient 2, protein disulphide isomerase family member
Exons: 8
Coding region: 48-569 (173 amino acids)
Cellular component (GO): endoplasmic reticulum
Molecular function (GO): dystroglycan binding
Source: RefSeq, a predicted model, not a curated record